Molecule: messenger RNA, 654 nt
Organism: Morus notabilis
Lineage: Eukaryota; Viridiplantae; Streptophyta; Magnoliopsida; Rosales; Moraceae
Product: putative germin-like protein 2-1
Exons: 2
Coding region: 1-654 (217 amino acids)
Cellular component (GO): cell wall
Molecular function (GO): manganese ion binding
Source: RefSeq, a predicted model, not a curated record
AUGGAGUCUUCUCAUGGAUUACUUAUGUUAGGGUUAUUUGCUAUGAUUUGUUCAAUUGCCUUCGCUUCUGAUCCUAGUCCUCUUCAAGAUUUCUGUGUCGCAGAUUCUAAUGGUCCAGUACUAGUGAACGGGCUCAGCUGCAAAGACUCCAAGAUGGUUGAGGCCCAAGACUUCUUCUUCAGUGGGCUUCACAUAGCAGGAAACACAUCAAACGCAGUUGGAUCACGUGUGACUGCUGUGAACGUGGCCGAAAUUCCAGGCCUAAACACUCUUGGAAUCUCCCUUGCCCGAGUUGACUAUGCACCGUGGGGCAUUAACCCACCACACACGCAUCCUCGCGCAACUGAAAUAUUGACAGUUCUUGAAGGCACUCUCGAAGUGGGUUUUGUCACCUCCAACCCGGAAAACCGUCUCAUUAAAAAAGUUGUUUAUAAGGGUGAUGUGUUUGUGUUCCCAAUUGGUCUUGUUCACUUCCAGAGAAACAUUGGUUAUGGUAAUGCCGUUGCCAUUGCAGCUUUGAGCAGCCAAAAUCCGGGGGUCAUUACCGUCGCGAAUGCGGUGUUCGGAUCUAAUCCCGACAUCUCUCCCGAUAUUCUUGCAAAAGCUUUCCAAGUGGAUAAAAACGUAGUUCUAGGUGUGCAAUCCAAGUUUUGA